AUGGCCGCUGGGAUGGUUUUUCGUGGUGCUUCACGAGUCGGCACUGCUGUCUCUGCACAGCGCCCUACAAAAGCCGCAAUCGUUUUUCCUUUUGCUAGUUGUGGCAUGUUGGCCGGUCCAAUAUGCAUACAGGGACGAUUAUUUUAUCGUUCUUUCCCACUUCGACUGGAGUUCAAUCCAUCGAGGAAUCUGUAUAGCAUGGAGCACGCGUUUGAGGAGCCUACAUUUCGUUUUAUAUGUGAGGGGGAGGAUAUCGAUUAUAGAGAAGAGGUUCGGGCAGCUUUGCUUGAAGUGCUUGCCAAAAAACCGUCCAAUUUUGUUGGUCGGACAGAAGAAACAUGGAUGCAGGAGAAUUCGCCUCAACGUAGCGUGCAACUCCUCCGAGCUGUGGCCAAAAAGCAAUUGCUUUCGUUUGCACAAGUGAAAUCAACUCCCCGGUUGUUUUCUGCGUUCUUUGAUGUGCUAGCAUCAUGUAGCACUUCAUUGGCAUUAAUUGCUGCUGACCAUUUCACAUUUGCGGCGAUGAUUGCGAAGCAUGGGACGAAGGAGAUGCAGGAGGCAAUAUUAGAUGAUGUGGACACCUGUCGUGUCAUUGGCACAAUUGCCCACCGGGAACUUAUAGCGGAAGGUGUCCCGUUGAAUUCGGAGGCGCGGUACGACAAGGACGAGAAGUGUUUUGUGUUGAGAGGGGCGGGGAAGUUUGCCGUCGUGGGAGCAGGAUGCGC
Molecule: messenger RNA, 725 nt
Organism: Trypanosoma cruzi
Lineage: Eukaryota; Euglenozoa; Kinetoplastea; Trypanosomatida; Trypanosomatidae
Exons: 1
Molecular function (GO): oxidoreductase activity, acting on the CH-CH group of donors
Source: RefSeq, a predicted model, not a curated record